Vicia villosa (hairy vetch) is the source of this 957-nucleotide messenger RNA. Its product is annotated as dof zinc finger protein DOF1.5-like. The transcript has a single exon. The coding region runs from base 104 to 565 and encodes 153 amino acids. The record is from RefSeq and is a predicted model, not a curated record. Gene Ontology annotation, molecular function: DNA binding; DNA-binding transcription factor activity. Lineage: Eukaryota; Viridiplantae; Streptophyta; Magnoliopsida; Fabales; Fabaceae. Gene Ontology annotation, biological process: regulation of DNA-templated transcription.
CACUUUUCACUUUAUAAGUACCUCCCUAUAUAAAAAGCACGUCUACAACAAUAUUUCCUCCUCAACCCCAACCAAAAACUUCUUCAUUAAGAAUAAUCCAAUAAUGGCUGAAGAGAAUCAAGCGAUUAAGCUCUUUGGUGCAACGAUUAAACUACAUGAUGUUGAAACAAAAGAAAGAGAAGGAGAUGAAGAUCCGACGGUGGAGAAGAGAUCAGAGAAGAUCAUACCGUGUCCAAGAUGCAAGAGCAUGGAGACUAAAUUCUGUUAUUUCAACAACUACAACGUGAAUCAGCCCAGACAUUUCUGUAAGAGCUGUCAGAGGUAUUGGACGGCUGGUGGAGCCCUCCGUAACGUACCAGUUGGAGCCGGUCGUCGGAAGGCUAAGCCGCCGGGACAUGAAGAUAGCGGUUCAAAUUCGCCGGAGAGUUGUUUUUAUGAAGGUGAUUCUGAUGAUCAUGGACAUCAGUGGCACGUUGAAACGGUUCCUGAGAGUGGUUUCCGGGAAGGUUUUUCCGGUAAACGGCGGAGGAAGAAUUCAGGUUGUUAUUCGUUAGCUAUGAUGUAAUUUUUGUCUUGUUCUUUUUUAACUAUGGAUAGAGAAUAAACCAUUUUCUCACCUAUGAAUUUUAAGUUUUUAAAGUUUAGGUAAGGAGGUAUUAAAAGAGUAUAAAAUUGAAAUGUAUAUUUGUAUCUUAUGGAAAAUUAUUAUUCUCAAUUUAAAUUUAGAGUAUAUUUGAUCAUUAAUUGAUGAUUAUAUAUUGGGUACUAAUGAGAAUGUUAAUGUAAACCAUUUACUUAUAAAGUAAGAGUCAAUGGUAUUCUCUUUUUUCUUUUUCUUUUUUUUCAAUUGAUGUAUUAUUUUUUAAUUAGAAUUUCUAUUUGGUAUAAAGUAGUAAGAAUGAUCCAUAUAUAAUAGUUCUUUUUUGUUAUUUUCAUAAAGUGGAAAAUGUAAUAAAA